This is a messenger RNA of Laetiporus sulphureus 93-53, 787 nucleotides long. RefSeq lists its product as uncharacterized. NCBI's taxonomy places the organism in Eukaryota, Fungi, Basidiomycota, Agaricomycetes, Polyporales, Laetiporaceae. Bases 142 to 618 code for a protein of 158 amino acids. The transcript is spliced from 3 exons. The record is from RefSeq and is a predicted model, not a curated record.
CCCUGUCUCUUCGUGGUUCAACGAUCCGCAUGACACGGAGCUGACUGACCUGUGUCCGUUCCUCGGGGAUCUCGGACAGGUGGAUGACAUCCGAGGUGUCCUCGAUGGAGCCAGUCUGCCUAUCGUUAUUAUGUGGCCCAUAUGAUGCAGCACUGCCGCUCCCGGCCGCGUCCACUGCCGGUGCUGCACUGCGGAACUAUCGCUCGCUACUGGACAUUCCUCCUCCGCCUCUCGCUGUUCGCCGCCUGUUGUCGUCGCUGCGCUAGCAUCCCUGCACAUAAUCCUUGCUCGUCAUCCAUCGUAAAUACACAGUCAAUUCAGCCCUCGUAUACCCUGCAAUCUAUCUGUCUAGCCCAUUCACCCUCUCUUGGUCGCCUGUGCUCCCAACAGCCUCUUCCACAUCCGUUCCGCCGUUCGGCCCCCAAUAUGGAUUCGUCGCAAAUCAUUGCCCUUGCGUUUUCAGCCGUUUUCCAUACGUGUAGCUUUCCUCCUCAGCUCCUCAAGGUCGUUUCCUAUUUAUGCCAAACACACACUCUUUCAACUCAACGCCGGCCUUCGCGGCGCCGCAACGUCCUCGUUUGCCCAUCCAUCCUUCGUCCUUACAGUCAUCAUUUUUAGAGCAUCUCCCGCAAGUACGCGAUAUACUAUACCCUAACGAAUCGGGACGAACGCGAUGACCAUGUCUAUACACUGGAGCACGUUUCGCCUGCCGUUUCUCUCUACCAUGGUAUUCUUUGGGCAUUGGGGAUCGCUGUACCACCUAACUUACAGAUCGAUUUGUCUUGCC